This is a messenger RNA of Fukomys damarensis (Damara mole-rat), 1928 nucleotides long. RefSeq names its product leucine rich repeat containing 52 (gene Lrrc52). NCBI's taxonomy places the organism in Eukaryota, Metazoa, Chordata, Mammalia, Rodentia, Bathyergidae. The coding region runs from base 295 to 1242 and encodes 315 amino acids. Gene Ontology annotation, molecular function: voltage-gated potassium channel activity; potassium channel activator activity; transmembrane transporter binding. The record is from RefSeq and is a predicted model, not a curated record. The transcript has 2 exons. Gene Ontology annotation, cellular component: voltage-gated potassium channel complex.
UUCAAAGGCAGGGAAAGGGUGAGACCUUUCAAAGACGCCAAGUGGGCCAGCUUCCAGCAGCAGUCUGGGACUGAGAGAGCAGCAGAGCUGAGAAGCUGGGCGGCGGGACUUGGGCCUCGCGUUUCAACUUUGUUCAGUUCUCCUGUAAUGGAAAACUGCUUCGCACAAAGCUAGGGUGUUACAGUUCUUUCCAGAGCCCCUCCCCCACCCGCCCCACCCCUCGGCAGCCUUUGGAUCAGAGGGACAGACCGCGCCUGCAGGAAGGUGGAAAGAGGAUAGUCCUGGCUUCUUACUAUGUCCCUUGCUUCUGGCCCUGGCCCUGGAUGGUUACUCUUUUCCUUUGGCAUGGGGCUGGUAUCGGGAUCAAAGUGUCCAAAUAACUGCCUGUGUCAAGCCCAAGAAGUGAACUGCACAGCGAGGCACUUAACGGAAUACCCCCCUGACAUUCCCCUGAACACCCGGAGGCUGUACCUACAUGAUAACAGGAUCACUAGUUUGCCAGCCAUGCAUCUAGGACUCCUCAGUGACCUUGUUUACCUGGACUGUCACAACAACCGGAUUCGAGAGGUGAUGGAUUAUACCUUCAUCGGGGUCUUCAGACUCAUCUACCUUGACCUGAGCUCCAACAACCUAACCUCCAUCUCCCCCUUCAGUUUCUCAGUGCUCAGCAACCUGGUGCAGCUCAGCCUUGCCAAUAACCCUGGCCUGUCAUCUCUUGACAAGUACACCUUUGCCAACACCAGCUCUUUGAGGUACCUGGACCUCAGAAACACUGGCUUGCAGACCCUGGACCAUGCUGCCUUGCACCACCUCACGGUCCUCCAGACCCUGUACCUGAGUGGAAACCCCUGGAAGUGUAACUGCUCCUUCAUGGACUUCGCCAUCUACUUAAUAGUGUCCCAUCUGGACCCCCCAGAUAAUGAAAAUGCCACGUGCGUGGAGCCCACGGAGCUGGCAGGGUGGCCCAUCACACGAGUGGGGAACCCACUUCGGUACAUGUGCCUCACGCACCUGGACCGCCGGGACUACAUCUUCCUGCUGCUCAUCGGCUUCUGCAUCUUCGCCGUAGGCACGGUGGCUGCCUGGCUCACCGGCAUGUGCGCUGUGCUCUACCAGAACACCCGCCGCAAGGCGAGCGAGGAUGAGGCCGACGACGAGGCGGGGCACGGAGCGGAAGUCACCAGGCGGAUUUUUCACACCAAGGAAAAGUCGGGCCAGGGUGGGUUCCCUCAGCUGAUUUAGCUGCCAGAGACCACCGCUGUGACUUCCCCAGCUCCCGCCUCUCUCUCCCUCCCCACAUCACCACCGCUGAAAUAUUAGACCAUGAAGCCUCCCGGUAAAAUAAACAAAAUGGUGAUGGCUUCCGAGGUUGUCCUUUUCUGUAGCACCAAGUCUAGAAAAAUCAUUGGAUGCAUCUAAAUGCCAAGGAAGCCCAUCCCAAAUCAAGUCAACCCAUGUUUAGUGGCCACCAACUAUGUCCCCAAACUAAGUGCAGGAGGGAAGGAUACAAGAAAUACAAGAUUAAGAAAUUCCUCCAACAGCAAACCUUCUGGCGGGGAAAGCAAGAUUAAGACCCAUCUCCAUGGGCCAUCUGUGCAUGCCAGCUUACUGUCAGUGUGGCUUAAUGGUGAGAAAACGAGGCCUGGACGGCUGAGACAACUGGCCUGGUGACCCAAAUGGUAAACAACACAGCUCCCAAAAGACCCCAUUCCCCCUUCACAUCAACCUGCCUCCCUAGAAAACAGCAACUCAACCAAGAGCUUAUCAUAGAAGCUUUGCUCAAAACAAAGGUGUAAGGCAUGCAGGGACAACCACAUUUACUGAGUGCUUACCAACUGCCCAGAAUCACAUCCCGCUUUGGACUUCCUCACUGCAUUCACCCUCACAACAGCCAAGUCAGGGGCUACCUUCACAUGCUGAGGUUUAGA